Molecule: messenger RNA, 3112 nt
Organism: Nycticebus coucang (slow loris)
Lineage: Eukaryota; Metazoa; Chordata; Mammalia; Primates; Lorisidae
Gene: PPP1R12C
Product: protein phosphatase 1 regulatory subunit 12C
Exons: 22
Coding region: 202-2550 (782 amino acids)
Biological process (GO): signal transduction
Cellular component (GO): cytoplasm
Molecular function (GO): enzyme inhibitor activity; protein kinase binding; phosphatase regulator activity
Source: RefSeq, a predicted model, not a curated record
GAGAACUUCAAUUCCCAGUGUAUCCUGGGGCUACGUUGUGACGUCACUCACAGGGCAGGGGCGGGGAGAGCCUUGGGGCAGUGCUGGGCGAGCUGCUUUUCCCGGCAGUUCCCGACGGCCCCCGGGUCGGGCGGGUGGCGGCGGCGGUGGCGGCAGCUGAUAGAUGCUCCGUAGUCGCUCCCUCGGUGGGCGGGCGGCGUGAUGUCGGGCGAGGACAGCCCGGCAGCGGGCCCGGGGGCGGCAGCCGCAGCUGCCCGGGAGCGGCGGCGGGAGCAGCUGCGGCAGUGGGGGGCGCGGGCGGGCGCCGAGCCGGGCCCCGAGGAGCGCCGCGCCCGCACCGUCCGCUUCGAGCGCGCCGCCGAGUUCCUGGCGGCCUGCGCGGGUGGUGACCUGGAUGAGGCGCGUUUGAUGCUGCGCGCCGCCGACCCCAGCCCCGGCGCCGAGCUGGAUCCCGCUGCCCCGCCGCCCGCCCGCGCAGUGCUCGACUCCACCAACGCUGAUGGCAUCAGCGCCUUGCACCAGGCCUGCAUUGAUGAGAACCUGGAUGUGGUGCGCUUCCUGGUAGAGCAAGGUGCCACGGUGAACCAGGCAGACAAUGAGGGCUGGACACCACUGCAUGUGGCCGCCUCCUGUGGUUACUUGGACAUUGCCAGGUACCUCCUGAGCCAUGGGGCCAACAUCGCUGCUGUCAACAGUGAUGGAGACUUGCCCUUGGACCUGGCCGAGUCAGAUGCCAUGGAGGGGCUGCUGAAAGUGGAAAUUGCACGCCGAGGUGUGGAUGUGGAGGCAGCCAAACGGGCAGAGGAAGAACUGCUGCUUCAUGACACAAGGUGCUGGCUGAAUGGGGGUGCCAUGCCAGAGGCCCGGCAUCCCCGCACCGGGGCUUCUGCCCUGCACGUGGCUGCUGCCAAGGGCUACAUUGAGGUGAUGAGGCUGCUCCUUCAGGCUGGCUACGACCCAGAGCUCCGGGAUGGGGAUGGCUGGACCCCCCUGCACGCGGCGGCCCACUGGGGUGUGGAGGAUGCCUGCCGUCUGCUGGCUGAGCACGGAGGGGGCAUGGACUCGCUGACUCACGCAGGGCAGCGUCCUUGUGACCUGGCUGACGAGGAAGUGCUGAGCCUGUUGGAGGAACUGGCCCAGAAACAGGAGGACCUUCGGAACCGAAAGGAAGACUCCCCAAGCAAGGCGCAGGAGCCCUCAGUUCUCCCCAGCAAACACAGAAGCAGGAGCUCUGUGUGUCGUCUGAGCAGCCGUGAGAAGAUCUCCCUCCAGGACCUGUCCAAGGAACGCCGGCCUGGUGGGGCUGGGGAGCCCCCCAUCCAGGAUGAGGAUGAGGGAGAAGAAGGUCCCAUGGGGUCAGCCCCCACGGAAACCAGGGCCCUCAACGGAGUCUCUUCCCUGCUGUCCCCUAGCCCUAAGAGUCCCGAGAUGCCUGGAGAAGCCCCCUUCUCCCGGCACUUUGGCCUCCAGAAGACAGGGAGCUCUGGGGCUUUGGGGCCCCCAGCAAGGUGGAGAGCUGAGGGAGCCCCUGGGGCGGGGCUGCAGCGUUCAGCUUCGUCCUCUUGGCUGGAAGGGACCUCCACCCAGACCACGGAGCUCCGUCUUGCCAGGAUUACCCCGACCCCCUCUUGGAAGGUGCUGGAACCCUCUGCCCUGUCUGAGGUCACCAAGCCUGAUCCUCCCUUGGAUAGCGCUGCUCCUCCCCCCAGGAUUCUGGAGCCUGAAUCCCCAGUGAAGUCAAAUGUCCCUACAGCCUCUUCAGUGGCCACAGCGGACUCCCGAGACCGUCGGAGGUCCUACCAGAUGCCUGUUCGAGAUGAGGAGUCUGAAUCCCAGCGGAAAGCUCGCUCCCGCCUCAUGCGCCAGUCUCGGAGGUCUACACAGGGUGUGACUCUGACAGACUUGAAGGAAGCAGAAAAGGCUUCAGGGAAGGCCCCGGACCUUGAGAAGUCCCUAGACAGCCUGGACCCUUCUCGCAGGCCCCGAGUCCCUGGAGUUGAGAUUGCUGACGGCCCUGCCCAGAGAGCAGAGGCGCCUGAUGGGCAGGGGCAGAGACCACAGGCUGCCGGGGAGCACCACAAGGUCGGCAAGGAGUGGCGGGGGCCUGCGGAGGGGGAGGAGGCGGAGCCGGCAUCCCGUAGCCUGGAGUCCAGCACUCUCGAGUACAGACCCUCAGCCCGCAGGCAGCGCCUUCAGCAGAAUCUCAAUCCAUACUCUGAGCCAGAAUCCGAGCAGCCCGACGGAGGCUUCCGGAAGCUGUAUGUGGAGCUGCGCAGGGAGAACGAGCGGCUCCGGGAGGCCCUAACUGAGACCACUCUGCGGCUGGCACAACUCAAGGUGGAGCUGGAGCGGGCCACGCAGAGGCAGGAACGCUUUGCCGAGAGGCCGGCCCUUAUAGAGCUGGAGAGAUUUGAGCGCCGGGCCCUGGAGCGCAAGGCUGCAGAGCUGGAGGAGGAACUAAAGGCCCUGUCUGACCUCCGUGCUGACAACCAGCGUCUCAAGGAUGAGAAUGCAGCGCUGAUCCGUGUCAUCAGCAAACUUUCCAAGUGACUCUGGGGGACUUUCCCACACCCGUAUUUAUACAGCUGCUUCUGCCACAUGCACCCCUUCCCCCACUUGAACACGAGUGACAGGGCUCCAGAGAAAGUCUCUGAGAAGCCAUAACUUCCUCUUGGGAUCUCUGGACUGGGAGGCGAGCAGAGCCCCAGAUGCCAGGGGAGCCACCUGAGGCCAUGAUGGAGGUGGAAGGCCCAGCCGGGUAUGGAGACACAUGGCCAGAAUGGACCAGGGCUGGAGAUGGGACCAGGAAGGCACUGAGGACCAAGAAGCUCAAGGAUCAGUAGCCAGGACCAGAGUGGCUGCCCAGAGGUCCCUACCUCACGUGUGAUGCCACCCAAUCACCCCUGCCCCUCCUGAGCAGGGAUCCAAGAAUGUGCCAAGAGCCCCACUGGCCUCAGCCAGGUGGGCCUGUAUAUAGGGUCCAUGUGCAAUAGGGAGGUUUGUCUUCUAUUUUUUGCUGCCCCCUCCUCACCCACUGUCUGGGGCAGGGGGAGAAGGUAUUUUCGAGACAAAGCACAGGCACCUCAAAUAAAAGUUGUGAAGUUGCCACUCA